Messenger RNA from Impatiens glandulifera, 446 nucleotides. Its product is annotated as protein HGH1 homolog. The transcript has 2 exons. Lineage: Eukaryota; Viridiplantae; Streptophyta; Magnoliopsida; Ericales; Balsaminaceae. The record is from RefSeq and is a predicted model, not a curated record. The annotation marks the transcript as partial.
CAUGCUGGUUCAAUACUUGUGAAUAUACCACAACGAGAAGCAGGAAGGAAACUUUUAGUUGACCCCAAGAGAGGACUUCUUAAGCAAAUUACUAGGCAAUUUGAUUCAACAAAUCUGUUGAGAAAGAAAGGGGUUUCUGGAAUAAUCGGUAAUUGCAGUUUUGAAGCGGAUAGUCAGAUACAGAAUUUACUCCUUAUAUCAGAAUUUAUCUGGCCAACUCUAAUUCUUCCUGUUGCUGGAAAUAAGGUGAAUAAAUCUGUUCUUCUUACAAUAAAGAUUAAACUUUUUAUGCGAUAAUGUCAAUUUUACUGUGAUUAGGCUUAACCUACACUAGCUAUUAAUGUGCAUCAGAAUUUGAGCUGUCAUUGAAAGCCUCUCUUGCUAUUUUGCUAUUAGAUAUGUAUGAAUUACUCACGGAAUUGACAUUUGAUCUACCAUUUCAACAA